AUGGGAAUUCCAAAUUCAAAAGUUGACUCUGCUUCAUGUUCAAACAUCAAUUCGAAAAACACAGUCAAUCUAAAUACCAUCAGAAAUGAAACAAUCGACUAUCUCGAGAGAAGCAACAGUAUCUGCACCUGGGAUGACAACGAUAUUAACUCUCCAUACCUUCCGGGUGUAAUCCACACUCCAUCCAAAGAAUUAAUAUUUAGAAAGACCUCAAUUCAAUAUAUACAAGUUUAA
This is a messenger RNA of Heterostelium album PN500, 234 nucleotides long. RefSeq lists its product as uncharacterized. NCBI's taxonomy places the organism in Eukaryota, Evosea, Eumycetozoa, Acytosteliales, Acytosteliaceae. The transcript has a single exon. The record is from RefSeq and is a predicted model, not a curated record. Bases 1 to 234 code for a protein of 77 amino acids.